AUGCCCUGCUUCAAGGGCAUCGCCGUGAGCAUUCACGCAAAUGGUGCCCCGCUCUCCGAGCACGGCAUGCAGAAGCAAUCUCGCAUGUCACGCAUCAGCACCUAUAUUCCCGUGCCCUCGCCGCAGCUCAACCCGGACACCUCGCAGCAUGAGCCCGCCCGCUUUGCCAUCUCCAUCACCCUGUUGACUCCUGGUCAUGCGAUCCCCUACACCUCGCCCAAGCCCUCGCCCGAGAACCCAAACCCCAAGCCGCUGUUCGCCGGGCCGCUUCCGUCUUCGAAUGCCGAUCCCUCCCGGCAUGCGAACACCGUCACCCCCUACAUUCCCAUGACCAAUUCAGAGAAUGAGACAAUAGCCGCCUACAUCUACUUUGACGGCCGGGCCAAGGAGGAGGUCGCUACGCUGCUGCGCCCUGGCGAGGAAACCUGGGUCAACAGCCGAUGGGUUCAAGUGCCUAGCAGCGAGGGCGGAGGUCUCGCCGAGCGCGAGUUCCUUUUCCGGGAGGUCGGCCUGGAGCGAUGGCUCAACGGCCUCGACCUGCAAGGCCACGAUGCCGCGGAAAAGGUUGAGAAGAGGAGACAGAAGUUUGAGCGCCGCCAUCGCCGCCAAAAGUCUGCCGUUUCUGCAGGCAUGGACAUGGAAAAAUCAAACCGGUCGCGCGACACGCUUGCCUAUGGCAGCAGCGAGCAACCCGCACUCGAUGAUGGCAUGAUUGAUUCAGGCUCCGACUCCCUGUCCGACGAUGAUGACGAACCUCCAGAGGCAACUGGCCAGAUCAAGGUCGCCAUGUUUCGCGUGAUUGCGUCUGGCGAAAUCAAGAAGGGAGAGUACUCGCCGCAAUUUGACGCCCAUGACGACGACGACGAGGCGGGCGGUGCGGCGCAGGCCGGCAGCAACGGUAUUGAUGCGGAUGUCGAGCACACUACCAGUUUCGCGAAGCCCAAGACAUUGGAUCCCAAGACAAUAAGUACGCAAACAGUCACAGGCAUUGACGGCCCCGACAAGCCCUAUGCUGUUUUUACCUUCUUCUACCGUGGACAACGCCAGCUUUCCAAGAUGGGUAUCCUGCCUUCAGCAAAGGACAAUAAGACUACGCCUGGUGCAAAGCGCCGUAGCACCCAGCUCGAUUUCUCAAAUCUGGGCCCGCUUAAGAAGGAGGGCACGGUGGGAUUCUCCGCCUUUCGAGAUCAGGAAACCGAACGACGCAAGUCGCGCAAGAAGAGUAACGGUGCCAUGGAUGAAGACAGUGAGGACGAUGACGAUGAUUCCAACCCAUUGAGCAAGAUGGAGCAGGAGUAUGAUGCCAAGGUUGACAAGACCAAACUUGGCCCAGAGGAUGCCGAAAUCCAGGCUGAGCUCAAGGCUGGUAUCGACAGAAUUCGCCUUAAGAGACAGCAUUCAGCCGAGCCGCCAAGCUUAAAGUCGCCAUCAGCAGGCCCGACGAACGAGACAACGCCCACAGAUACGACCUCGAAUAUGGCACCGGCUGCUGGCGUCCUGAAUCUGCUGAGCGAAUCCAUGACUGCUGAAUCGGCAUUGGGUAGCCCCAUGAAGAAGCAGCGUGCCAGCGUGGACGCUUUGGGGCAAGAUCGCAGUGCAGGGUUCCCGAGCGCCUUGGGCGAUGUGCUUGGUAGGGCUACAUCAGAACAACAAGCAAACAAUGUCGCCCAAUCCUCGGGUGCAGUUUUCGGGCCCAAGGAUGAAGACGAUGAGGAGCUAUAG
Pestalotiopsis fici W106-1 is the source of this 1722-nucleotide messenger RNA. RefSeq lists its product as uncharacterized. The transcript is spliced from 3 exons. Bases 1 to 1722 code for a protein of 573 amino acids. NCBI's taxonomy places the organism in Eukaryota, Fungi, Ascomycota, Sordariomycetes, Amphisphaeriales, Sporocadaceae. The record is from RefSeq and is a predicted model, not a curated record.